This is a messenger RNA of Aureobasidium namibiae CBS 147.97, 954 nucleotides long. RefSeq lists its product as uncharacterized. The record is from RefSeq and is a predicted model, not a curated record. The annotation marks the transcript as partial. The transcript has a single exon. NCBI's taxonomy places the organism in Eukaryota, Fungi, Ascomycota, Dothideomycetes, Dothideales, Saccotheciaceae.
CGGGUUGCAAGUCAAUCGUCGUCAUCGUCCACGCCUGCUAGCGAAUCCAUCAUACUGUCUGAAGAUUAUGUUCAGAAGGCACAGCCAGAUGAGCUUCGCGCCAUCGUCGCUAGCCUUAUGCCUCUUCUGCAAGAAGCCCGCUCCGAUGCUGCUCACCACAAGUUGCAAUACCGGAUGCUUGCAAUUGAGACCACCGAGACUAUGGAGCGCAUUCACGUUGAGAUGAGUAUGGCGCAACGCGAGACAGAUCUGCUAAAGAUCAACGACCCUGUCGGGCGACCCAUCCUUCCUGCCAUCCAGGAGCCCGACCCAAGCAUUCGUCGUGUACACACUGAUAUGUGGAAUGCCAUGCUUGAAGAAACACAAAGUCUCAAGUCGCAGAAUGCCCAGCUUGAGCAAUUGCUCUCGCAGCACAAACGUAUGGUUGUGCAGCAGGAGAGCGAGAUUGCCACUCUGAAUGAUCGCAUCACUCUCUACCGCGAGCGACUUCGCGAGAACCGUUCUCACCUGAACCGUUAUCGUCGUGCCGCUGGAUAUCCCGAAUCGCCAUACAAAUCUUCUCCCUGGACCACGCGCGACCGCGAUCAACCUCCUUUUGCCGCUUUGUUGCAUGCAUCUGAUCUGAUGAGCGGAAGGAGUCCAGCCACCCCUCAAACUCCUACACGCAGAAGACGAGCUGCUUCGAUAACGCCAAUCCCCUACGAGACCCCUGAAACGCUGCAAUCCGCACGCUAUCUGCAGGUACCGCAGACUGCACCACCCUUGCGCAAUUCUCAACUCCAGCCCUCCCAGUCUGAACGACUCGCUUCGACCAAACAUCAAACAACAAUGCUCAACCAGGUGUUGGUGGGAGAAGAGAGCGGGGCUGAGACCGAUGUUUUCGAUGAGCUUGCAGGAGCGCCCAGCACUCCUACGCGGAUCUCUAAGAAGAGCACUUCUAAGAACGUCUCUUCC